This is a messenger RNA of Phyllostomus hastatus (greater spear-nosed bat), 907 nucleotides long. Its product is annotated as nuclear autoantigen Sp-100-like. The record is from RefSeq and is a predicted model, not a curated record. Lineage: Eukaryota; Metazoa; Chordata; Mammalia; Chiroptera; Phyllostomidae. The transcript is spliced from 9 exons. The coding region runs from base 17 to 907 and encodes 296 amino acids. Gene Ontology annotation, molecular function: DNA-binding transcription factor activity, RNA polymerase II-specific; DNA binding. Gene Ontology annotation, biological process: regulation of transcription by RNA polymerase II. Gene Ontology annotation, cellular component: nucleus.
GUAUCAAGCAAAGCUUAUGCGAAUUUCUGCAACAGCAGCUGUAUAUGAUAUUCUUACUGAACUGCAGGAGACAUUUGACUUUCCCCUUCUGCGUGAUUUGUUCAGCAAUACCAUCAUGAAGAACUAUCCUGAUUUACGUCGCAGUUACACAAUCUUCAAAAGAGAGAUAUCAAACAUAAGCAAUUACCUGGAAUAUGAUGCAGAAGAAAAUGAGGGGAGAUCUGGUAUUCAACUAAGCCUUGAACAAGGAACUGAUAGAAACUCAUAUCCAAACAUGCCUUGGAGUGGCCCACAUCCCCUGAAUAAUGCUGGUACAGCCACAUCUGAUAAUGGACUCUCAAAUGACAUGUCUGAAGAAGAGAUAAGUGUGAUUGUUGAUACAACCACUGGCAACAACGAUGCCCUAGAAAGCCGACAAGCAAAUGAACAAUGUGCCCAGCAGUCUGAACCAGCAGGAGCAGAUCUACCAAACCAUGGAAUCCCAGUGAGUUCCAGCUCUAUAGCUCCAAUGAACAUAAAGAAGGAAAAGCCAUAUUUUAAUUCAGGAGUUGAAUGGGAAGCCCAAGGAAGGAGUGACUGUAACCAGGCAUCUGACAUAAUAGACAUCAGCAGUGAGGACUUCGUGGAACGCAGAAACAGAGAAGAGGCCCCAGAACCUUCCACCUCAACAGUGAAAAGGAAAUCUGGUACUGUGAAUCCUGAAAACAACUCUAUUCCAGAAAAAGCCAAGAAGAAAAGAAGGACAGGAGAGCAGCCAGGUGUGCCUGUGGAUUUUCAAGAUGAAAUACUUCCUGUGAAUUGUGGAGAGAAGAAGGGGCUGUUAAUUAAGAGGAAAUUGGAACGAGGAGCCACAAGGAAGUGCAUAAGAACUGAAGAUGGAAACUGGUUCACCCCCCAAGGAGUUUGA